AUGGAUGAUUGUUCACGAUCAAUGGAAACUGCCGAGAAGGCACUCCAUCUGAUACAAGAUUUGAAAGCAGUAUGUCAGAAGGGUGGAUUUAAUCUCACAAAGUGGAUUUACAAUGAUAAAGCUGUUUUGGCACAGAUCCCAAAGGAGGACAGGGCAAAGGGUAUAAAGGAUUUAGAUCUUGAAAAUUCUCAACUACCAACAGAACGAGCCUUGGGUCUUAGAUGGGAUGUUAAAAGAGACUCAUUCGGAUUUAAAGUUGGCAAGUUCAAAACCGAAGCCAAGAGAAGGUCAAUCUUGUCUGCUGUCAGCACCAAUUAUGAUCCCUUAGGUUUCAUAGCACCAGUAACCGUAUCAGCUAAGAAUGUUCUUCAGGAUUUAUGUAGACUCAAACUAGACUGA
Anneissia japonica is the source of this 399-nucleotide messenger RNA. RefSeq lists its product as uncharacterized. The record is from RefSeq and is a predicted model, not a curated record. The transcript has a single exon. NCBI's taxonomy places the organism in Eukaryota, Metazoa, Echinodermata, Crinoidea, Comatulida, Comatulidae. Bases 1 to 399 code for a protein of 132 amino acids.